Olea europaea var. sylvestris is the source of this 635-nucleotide messenger RNA. RefSeq names its product mitochondrial pyruvate carrier 4-like. The transcript is spliced from 5 exons. Gene Ontology annotation, biological process: pyruvate import into mitochondria. Gene Ontology annotation, cellular component: mitochondrial inner membrane. The record is from RefSeq and is a predicted model, not a curated record. Bases 100 to 426 code for a protein of 108 amino acids. NCBI's taxonomy places the organism in Eukaryota, Viridiplantae, Streptophyta, Magnoliopsida, Lamiales, Oleaceae.
UGUAAUUAUUUAAAACGGAUUAUUUUUACGCAGCCUAUUUGCCUCUUCAGAAAAUACAGAGAGAGAGAGAGAGAGAGAGAGUCGGUGGAGAGGGAUUUAAUGGCGACCUCGAAAUUUCAAGCUCUGUGGAAUCACCCAGCUGGCCCUAAAACUAUUCAUUUCUGGGCACCAACAUUCAAGUGGGGCAUUAGCAUAGCCAAUAUUGCCGACUCCACUAAACCACCUGAGAAAGUUUCAUAUCCACAACAGAUAGCUGUUACAGCCACCGGAGUUAUCUGGACUCGCUACAGCACUGUGAUUACUCCUAAGAACUGGAACCUAUUUAGUGUGAACGUUGCAAUGGCUGCUACUGGCAUCUACCAACUUACAAGAAAAAUCCGGCACGACUACUUUAGCGAAGAACAAGCUGCUGUGGCUAAAGAAUGAUGACGAAACGCCUCUUUUGAUGAGGGCCUGGCAUGCCCGAAUAGGCUACUGUGAAAUUCACCUAUUGGACAUGUGUCACUUGUGCAUGCCCUCGAUGUUACUUUCUUUAUUCCCCUUCUAUUUCUAUUAACAUUAUUAACAUUGGUAUCUUGAAUCAGAGUGUCUUCAUGAUGAUCUAUGAAGGAUAAAAAUGAAUCUUUUUAUUCAAA